Molecule: messenger RNA, 6655 nt
Organism: Amoebophrya sp. A120
Lineage: Eukaryota; Dinophyceae; Syndiniales; Amoebophryaceae
Source: the annotation of a GenBank genome assembly
GUUGCGCUCACCUUGGUACGAGGCUCCACUUGCAAUUCGUUUCGUUCUACUUCCAUGCAGAAGCUUCGAUACCUUGUAUCCCAUGCUUUGUUAUCUUUGGAUGCUUUUAUCACGCCGUCUGUCCGCGCAACGAAAUUUUGUCUUCGCUAGAAUAUGAAUGGUUGUUGCAAUGGCGGACGCAAUUUGGACUUGAAGAACUGAUCUUGAGCGCACUCGUCCACGUAGACUACGUGAGCACAGAGUAAGAAAGGCGUUACUAUCAGACAGAGAUACCGAAAAGUGCCAUUGUUGGUUGCGGCGGUAGCGAUCCCGUAGAGAUUCAAGAUGGACCCGCAAUCGCAGCAGUUCGCCCAGUCCCUCGUGGUCUGUGAGGUUUCCUGUAUGUAUUUGGACACCAACAUCGUCACCGUCAAGAAGGCUACAGCUACUCCACUUUGUGACGCGCUUCUCUCGACGCCCGCGACAUCUUCCUCUUCUCAGGCCAGUCCUGGGAAGUACGGGUCUUUGGCUUCUGUCGUCGACCCUCGCGGGCUGUACUACCGGCUGGGCGCUGUGGUGAACAAAACGCCGAGGGACGGCGUAAUCGCGGCACCGAGAAAGGUAAGGAAUCGAAAAGUUGAACUAAAUGCACAUAUAGCAUGAAUACUGCGACUGCAUCUUCAUUGUGCAUAUUCGUGACAGAAGCGCACAUUUGUGUUCAAAGGGAAUCAAAAGAAAAACGAGAUCCUGGUAAGAUAAUGAAAUACUGAACCCAAAAACACAGGUCGUCCCAUAUGACGUUGUCACUGUCGGUGGAGAGGCGCAGGGGCAAAAAAAAACCUACGGCGGCACCAAAUCCCCAUACUCAUCUUCGUAUCAACCAAGUAAAUCCGAGACAAUAGCAAUUUUGGUAGCCUCUUGUGGUCGAGGUCUUGUUUAAGUGCACUUGCAGUAGGAAUGCAUGCUGAAAUAUUUGAAAAAGGCAUGAAAAUUGUACCUCUCAGGCUGCUAUGAAGGUUUUGACCUAAAUCUCUGGCCACAAAAGACCCCCUAUUCUCUCAUAGGCUUUUCCCGUGCAUACUUCAAAGUCCGGCGGGCGCAAGCACUUCGUCAUUUUGCCGGUUGACUUCGAGGGAAAGAGCAAUUGCAGCGUUGCAAAAAAACCCGUUGUUGCUUUUCCACCGCCCUCCGACGCCACCUCCGCAGAGGUCUUUCUCAACGUCAGUACCAAUAUCGACGCGUUCCGCCUGAACGACUACGUGAUUCGGCAGAAGCAGCUGUGCCAGGUGAAAACCAUUGACCGGAAGGAGGACCCGUUUUCCUUGGAACUCCUCGUUCUGCCGGAUAAGCACACGACUAGCAGUACGAUGUCGGAGAACGUUUCUUCAACAGCUCCGUCGGACCCGACAAGUGGAGUCCGGCACGUGAACUGCGAGUUGUACCACGUGGCGAAGAUUCCGCACCACGACGGGGAAAAUUUGAAGCGCAAGUUCGCGGAGGGAAUUGUGCGCAACGAGAAUCUGUCGUACGAACCGAAACUGUUGCCGAUCCAGGAAAACACCAAGUACAACCUAGCCGGGACGACAAGUAGUUCAUCAAGGAACUAUAAUCCCCACAACGCGUUCACCUCCAGUUCGCACCAACGCGGCGUCACCAUGCCGGGAGACCAGAACUUUCACUUCGGCCGGACCAACUUCAGCAGCGGGCAUGGUGGUAGUUAUCGGUCGCAGAAUGGAGGUGCUCUUGGUCCUGCUUCGCAGCAGCAGUACAACGGGAGUUUCAAUCAUUCUGGUCGCGCAGGAGCGGGCUCUAGCAACUACGUUCGCGGCUACAAUACCAUGUACGGAGGCCAGCAGCAAAACCGUUCCUUCGGCGGCGUCAGCUUUGGGCGUGGCAACGGCUCGUACGACAACGGCUUCAAUCGGUCCAGCUCGCGCCUGAAUGUCGGCCCGUCGGAUCGUCCCUCGUACCUGGCCGGCAGAAAUUCCUCGCAGGGGGAAGUGGGAAAUGGUGCGAGUGGUCAGCAUCUUCGAAGUGGGGGCUCGCAGCUAGCAAACCCAUUGGAUCGUUUGCGGGGCCACAGCAAACAGCAGGAGAGUAGUAGCUACUUUGCGAUCCGAUCGUAUGGUGGACCUGGGUCGGGUUACACGAAAAAUUCGCUCGGCGGCGCGGGAAAGGACCGGCCGUCUGGAAAUCAACACUUGCUGCAACCGCAGGUAUUGAUAUGGUGAUGUAUUCAGAGGCAAUUAGAUCGUGAGCAGUUAUUACGUCAAAGGUCGUUGCAAAUUGAGCCUAUGUGUGCAAUUCCCGCAGACUUAAUUCCAUGCUUCGUCGCAGCAAACAAUCGCAUGAAAUGAAACAAAACCUUCUCGAAAAACAGCCCUACCACUACCAAAAAGCCGCGCACAACCAGCCGAGUGGACAGCAAUUAGCACCAGACCCGCAAUUCACCCAAAAGUCUUCUUCCUCCUCCAACUUUUACCCGCAAGACAAGACCAAUCCAAACGCCCAGUAUCAGCCACCUCCGAGGCGGUUUUAUUCCGAAAACAACGACCCGGAUUACCAAAACAGGGACCAGAACACGACCUAUAAUUCCGACGAAGACAAGGAGAAUAAGUCGCAGAUCAAGCACUUGUUGCAGGAAAAAGCGAUGGAGGGUCUGCUGCAGGCGAAGACCCUGACGACAAAAGCUGCCGGCGUCGGGGUAGAAAAUCUCAUCUAUGGGGCCGAGCAGGUCAAGCAAGCGGUCACGGUGGGCGCGCCGCUGGUCAAAUCCGCCGUCAAAUCGGGAUCGGAGCAAACGGCGAUGGUUUUGGGAGAGCUGGUGAAAGCGGGAACAGAUUUUGUUGCGAAUCAGUUCGCAGAACAAGAGAAGGUCAAGAAUAGUCCAGGUAUGGGUGUAGGUGUUUGGAAAUAUGCGAUGGAACGGAGGAAAACUUCGCUUGUUUUUUUGUCAUCACGCGUGAACAGGCAGGCUGCACUGUCUUUUAAUGAACACCAGAUCUACGCUUCUUGAAAUAUCCAAACAGAUGUCUUCUCCGAGCUCAGCGACAAGUCUCAUUUUCCGCCUUUGACCGCGUUUCACUCCCUCGAGGGUUCACCCUGCGCGAGCGACCGAAAUCGCCGCGAUUCUUUUCUCUCCGCCUACGAGUCGCUCGGUGGCUUGGAAUCGAACGGCGACCGGGGGAGCAAGUACGCUAGAAGUUCUCAGGCAAGCAAGAAGAUUUCCCUGGUUCCGGGGAAUUUAUUAGGACCAACGGCCGCGAGUGCAGAUGCGGCUCGAAUGCAGUCGAGUAGUUCAUCUUCAUCUUCCGGCCAAAACAUUGAUCUUCCCACAGCAGAAACAACAUUGGCGGCAGAUAAAGACCCGAAUGACGAACUCAUGGAUGUAGACACUGAUGCGGCGAAGGAAAAACAAGAAGGGGAAUCAAACGCGGAGAGGACGCAAAUACCGAGUACGGCAUUUCCGCCUCCUGGUCCCACCGCAGCACAUCCUCUAGUAUCGCCACCGGACGCAGGAGAAAGGGACAAAACCACGCAGGUCGAAGAUGUUUUCGACAUCCCAGGCACACCACUCGAAGACGCGCCGAUGGUUCGCUUUGAGGAGCGGCAAGUCCUCCAGAAAGCGGCGCAGGGCGUACUAUCGAGUACCGAGGAAGCGGGAGCUGGAGUUGCCGAAACUGGGAGUAUUGUCGCUGGAGCGAGUGUAGCUGCGGCAGAACUAGCGGACGCUGCGAACAACAGCGAAGGAGUUGUUAGGCAAAAAGUACAUAAAAAAAAUACAACCGCACUGGAGGAACAAGUUGGUCCGACCGCGAAGCCAGCGCUGCAGCAAGACCAGCUCGUCAUACUGGAGCCGGCACCUGGUGCGACUGUGAAAGACGUUUCUCUAGUACACCCGCCUGUAGUGUCCAGCGGCGGAAAAGAAGAAACAAAGGAAGAAAAAAUCGUCGGUGACGUAGAGAUGCAGGUCGCAGAUGUUGAGGUGGAAGAGGACCGUCCUGUAGGAGAAGACGUGCAGGAAGCAGAGGAUGAUCCGGACGCGAUGGACGUGGAGGACUUUUCACAGGAGAAACAAGCACCUUCACAAGAAUCUGCAAAAGAAAGAAAAGUAGGAUCCAAGGGAAUUAAUGAUCAGGUGGAAAACAAGGUAGCUGCGGCACAUCAACUCCUUCCAGCAUCGUCCGGCACGGCAGUCGAUGCUCCCCUACUACAACCACCUGCCGCUGUCCAGCCGGAGCAGAGCAUCCCGACCUUGGAAAAGAACAACAAGAGAGACGCGAUGGAGCAGUGUGGCGCGAAGAUGGAAGGUAUGGAUUGUAAAAAUGUCUGGGUCUGGAAGAUUGCAACUUGUCAUGCUGUUUUUGCGACUCUACAUCAGUUUGUAUUGCAUGACCAGCAAGAGGGGUGCGGUUUUUGCUACACGGACGGGGCAUUUCUCAUGCGGAAGGUACAUCAGGAAGCCCUCUAAAAGUCUGCGAUGCUAGGCCAAGCAUUACGGGCAUCAUGGGUCAUGAGAAAUAUGCAUGACAAAUCUUGCAUUCUUCCAGACCCAGACACUUUUGCAUUUGAUAGAAGGCGCGAAGAACUUGAAAAGGGCGAAAACUGGAGCUGGUGGGACGACGGUAUCGAUGAAGAAAAGCGGAACCACGAAGAGUAGUGCUAGUUCGAAGAAGGCCACUGUGACGGAAGAAGAACCGGCGCAAGGAGAUCUGGACUAUACUAGCGGGAUUUCCCUCGACCAGCAAGACAACAUCGAGCCGGACCAAGGUCCGACCAAGCCUGCGCCAAAGAUGAAAGUAGCUCCUGCGAUGAAAAAAGCCACUUCUUCUGCGGGGGGUGGUAAAUCAAAGACCGGGACGAAAGGCGCCGUCAAAGUAGAGGAUUUUGAGCAGGAACUGAUAGAGGAAAAUAAAGAGCCGCAAGGAGCAACGACCGCCAUGAAAUCCUCGUCCUCCAAAGCCAUGAAACAGACUGCAGAAACACCAGCUGCGAACAACAAGUCCAGCGGGGCUUCUUCUUCUACGACUUCGAUGAAGCAGGAAGGAGCAGGAAAAGCAAUGAAGGCUUCUGCUGCCGCGAUGAAACAACAACCAGCCGCCAAAUCGUCGGGAGCAAAGAAAGAAAAUGGUGGCAGUAGUAGUUCUGCGAAUGGUGCACAAUCUUCAUUUAUCAAAUGCAAAUAUGGCUGGGUCUGGAAAUUUGUGAUGCUGUUUGGCGAAUCAUGUGGACGCCUUCAUUGACAGCCAAGCAUGAGAAGUUUUGGAGUUGCUAUAGUCUUGUCUAUCUGCAUGACAAACUGCGUUUCUGCAUGACAGAGAAGUGUGGCUUUUGGGUGGCGUGCAUGACAGACUUGAGAGCCAUGCCCGACUAGCAUGACAAACCUCGCAAUCUCCCAGACCCAGACAUAUUUGCAGUUGAUAUCAUCGUCGUCCAUUGUGGCUGCAAUGAAGAAAACCGCCACGACUGCAGCUGCAUCGUCUUCUUCCUCGACAGCUGCGAAAAUGAAUACCAAAGCUGCAGCAGGCUCAAAGCCGUCGGACUCGAAGAAGUCGUCUGCGAAGAAAACCGGCACGCAACCUUCCGCGAAGAAGUCCGCUAUGAAGGCAGCCCCAGCCCCUGCGAAAGCAGCGAUGAAGUCGGCAAAAAGUACAACUACUGCCGCGACGCCGAAAGUAGCGAAAGCCAAGCCUAAAGCGAAAGUGGCGGCUGCGAAAGCGAAAGCGGGCGCAAAGGGCGGGAAAGGCAACACGGCAGGAACGGGGGGAAAGGCAGCGGCGAUGAAAACCGCGAUGAAAGGCAAAGCAGCUGCGCAACCGAUGAAGAAGACACCCGUCAUGAAAUCGCUCGGGAAGAAGAAAAAGUAGCUGGCUUGGUGUUCUCUGCCACUCGUCCCACCGGGCAGCAGUUCGCCUUCCUUUCCGCGAAAAACGAAAAAAUUUUGCUGUGAAUAUUUUUUUCAAAAAAAAAAAACGUCGGAUAUUAGAGUGGUGACGCUUCAUCUUACCGUGACUCCGACGUACGAGGAAACAGCGUUCGCUGUGUAUCACCCCAACACGUAAUGGAAAUAAGUAUUAAUGAGUAGCAGCUUAGAACUACGGAAGCGAUAUUUGAUUACAACAAGCUCAAUCACACUUACACGAAAAGUUAAUGCAAGUCGCAAACUGCAAGUUUAUCUCACACACAAAUUGUCCUGUACCCCCGAAACCCGGGACUUCUGGUGGAGGCGCUUCCUAGCUUUACAUUAGCCUGCGUUUUAUCCUCCGGAGAUUGUAAAAACUGCAAAAUCAGUUAUGAAUGUAGCGAAAUUGUUAGCGUAGCCGCGUCAGUUGUAGAACAAGCAAAUUCUAAGUAUCACAGAAAAAGAAACACUUUUUGCCGGCGGAAGAUAUGUAUUCGGUUGGUCGAAAGAGGCUAGAGAGUCGCUCUCAAAAAGAAUUCUAACACCAACUGCCUGCGCGUGUCCCGCCGCAGGAGUAGUGCCGACUCAUUCCACCUGAGGACGCUUUUUUGUGUUCCUCCCAUAGUCCUGCCAUUCCAUCUUUGUGCGCACAUUGUUCUUCGAGCGAAGCGACAUUUCUUGCAAACUCUUUCUUUUCCGUAUCUGAUGUGAGUAUGGCGCCAGAGACGCAAAAUUGCUUUGACAAUUAUGUACUAUGAAGUAGUGCGACAAAAA